Molecule: messenger RNA, 726 nt
Organism: Peniophora sp. CBMAI 1063
Lineage: Eukaryota; Fungi; Basidiomycota; Agaricomycetes; Russulales; Peniophoraceae
Source: the annotation of a GenBank genome assembly
AUGGGAGACUCCUACGACGAACUCGAGGCGUUCUUCGACGAGCCAGCCCGCGCAGAGAUCUGGCGCCCCUUCAAGUCUAUCGAGCGUUACGCGUAUUACAUCUGCAAGAAGUCUAUACGCGUCGGUGUUCAAGCCCUACACCGCAUCAAACGGCUUGUAUGCGUGCGCGACGCCGACUCGAUCUUCGAAGACCUCGAGAAAGAUCCCGCAUCGACACCCGAGCGACGCAGUGCAGCGCUUCUCCUACACUGCUACCACCUCCAUCCAGUCUCAGGCCCCAACGAUACUCGUGAAAACGUCUUCAACCCUACCCUCCUCAUCCAUCCCUCUCCAUCACGACAGCUCGUUCACGACGAUCAUGGCUGGCCCGACACGCACGGCUCGAACAUCACGCACUACUACGUCGUCGAACACAACGCAGAAACCGGAAGCACGCACACGCCUUCAAGAUCCGUUCCUCGCCUCGGUCAAUGCCGAGACGGCGCCACCACCCUCUGGCGCAUCCCGGGACGAUCUCCAGGACUUUUCUUUGGCUACGCAGACAGCAACGUGAUACUCGAUCCCGGCGACUGCGAGCUGUAUGGGGUGUUUGAGCGCCUUCGAGCGCACAUGAAGCAUUUCCGAGAGGGUGGAAGAUACAGGCGAACCGCCAGCAUCAAGAACUUGCGAGGAGACGCAUACGGCGUGAUGCUAUUGAACGACCUACGAUUACGCGUAUACUGGUAG